This is a messenger RNA of Laccaria bicolor S238N-H82, 1749 nucleotides long. RefSeq lists its product as uncharacterized. Lineage: Eukaryota; Fungi; Basidiomycota; Agaricomycetes; Agaricales; Hydnangiaceae. The record is from RefSeq and is a predicted model, not a curated record. Bases 1 to 1680 code for a protein of 559 amino acids. The transcript has a single exon.
AUGCCUUUGGCUCCUCACAUGAACAACGUCGAGCCUCCAAAUGUUGGCUUCGAGCCCAUUACAGCUACCACAAGUAAUCCUCGUCCUCUCAAGAAGAAGGGGCAACAAGCAUCAUCUUCGGUCGCUCCAACUUUGCUCAAGCCUCCUAACCAGGAUAAUCAGCAAAAGAAGGUUUUGCGUCGCUCAAGCAAGCCCAUAAUAAAUUGGUUUCAGCGCAAGUUGUCCGGAACCGUUAAAGCUAAGCGUGUAGAAAAUGUUCCCCUUACUAUUGCAGACCUUGGCAUGGGACGCGCUGGACAAAAUCCUGUUCGUGUGGCUGGUCGUGUCGCCUCAUCGCCAUUGCCAUCACCCUCGUAUAAUGGUGGAAGGCAUCAAUCCAGAUUGGAUUCUGCUGCUCUUUCAAAGCGUAGGACCAUAUCUUUAUAUGAAGAUGACGAGUUCCGUGGUUCCAUGCAGUCAUAUGGCGAUGAUAACAUUUCAGUGGAUCGAUCUUCCUUUGCCCGCGAUUCCUUGUGGUCACCGAGCGCUUUGGAAGCAGAUGACGACGCUUCUGUGCGACCAUUACCCCCCAGCACACCUCCCUCGCCCUCCCCCUCUCGAUCAUCUUCAUCAUACCUUUCGGACCCCCGAACCUUCCGUAGCAUAGCAGCUAGCACGAAGCCCACUACUCUCAUGAGCAUCGAUUUAAAUGGAAACGGUAUGGCGCACAUCGCACAGGCGCCUCCUACGACUUCAACACACCUUCAUCGCAUCGCCCCACAUGUGAGGCAGUCAUCUUCUUUGAGCAACCCAGGACAUCUGGGAAACGGGACGUCUAUAACUUUUUCGACCCUUCCUGCCCAACCAUCAUCUCGCACGUCGUCGUUGCGCAAUCCGGGCAGCCUGAAUUCAUUAAAUCUCAAUUUGCAACAUAACAGUCUCUUCAGCGGCGGCACAUUGUCUCCCGUUCAGGCGCCCUUGCACACCACCCAUCAUCCUCGUAACAAUCCACGCCCUUCCUCACCUCCUCUUGAUAAUGCUUCUAUGCUAACGUUGGCCUCGUCGGCGUACGCCAUGCCAGGCCGAUUUGGCCCACAAGGUUAUAGUUCGACCGCCUCGGCGAUUGGGGAUUCGCUUUCUCAGGAUGGAGUGAGUCUGUCGUAUCCAGACGCCGAAAGCACAAGUCAGUUCGUUCUUGAGGAUGAUGAUCGAUUGGAGGAAAGGGAUGUAGAUGCCAGUGUGAGAGCACUCAGGCCGAGGAGCUCAAGGAGGGGGAGUUGGGAGAGUGAAGCCAGUCGGUGGAGCGCACGCGUCCAGUUGGGAACAGCAACCUCUUCCUUGGCGAGGGACCGAAGUUUGUGGACCACCAAUAGCAUCAGGACCGGCGGAUUGAGUGCCGGAGAUGGGGAAGCUCAUCAGCGCUCCGAAGAUGUGGUCCACGAUUCCGACUCCACACACGCAGAUAACGCCAGUGGAAUGGAAACUUCUGUAUACACGUCAGAGCCCGCUGAGGAUGCGGAUAUGAAUAAAGCGUUACUCGACACAGUUGAAGGUUCUGGUGAGCCUGAAGACGAGCAGCCUGAGAAAGACCCGCCUAAAUUGCCAAUAGCAACACACCGCCUGUCUUCGGAUACCAUCGCUCAUCCCGCCGCCAUAAUCUCAAGCCUGCCCAGUACACCGGACGCGACAGCGGGCCCCUGAAUGUUUCAAGUGGCUCACCUCCUUCUCACUCUGUUCGUCCAUCCUUUCGUCCCACUUUUUCUUUUUUGU